UCCUCCUCCUAGCUCACGCGUAUCUUCCCCGGCUCCGGCUCGACCGUCGCUCGACCACCGCUGACAGAUGACGCACACCGAGCAGAAUUCGACGACCGCCAUGUUGGUCUUCGUCUUCCCUGAUGCGAUCACAAACUCGACCCAUCUCCGUCCACAAGAAAAGUCCGCGUUUAUCACAAGACUAGGACUGUACUGAAAAGAUACCGACCAACCACCACACCGUCAAUCAUGGUGGUCAUGGACAGGAGCAUCGCGCUGUUGCUGCUGCUCUUCCAUGUCCUCCUCGCCGUCUACCUCCGGCGGCGCCGUGUCACACCGGCCGCGGCGAGCGCGAACCACUGUCCGCACCCGAACCGGAUCCUCGGCAACACCGUGCCGCUCCUCCGCAACCUGCACCGCUUCCUCGACUGGGCCACAGACCAGCUGGCAGAGUCCCCGUCCUCCACCAUCGAGGUUCGCGGCCCGCUCGGCCUCGGCAGAGGCGUCGCCACCGCCAGCCCGGAGGCCGUCGACCACCUGUUGCGCGCCAACUUCCCCAACUACGUCAAGGGCGCGCGCUUCGCCGUCCCCUUCGCCGACCUGCUCGGCCGCGGCAUCUUCCUCGCCGAUGGCCGCCUCUGGAGCCUCCAGCGCAAGCUCGCCUCCUACUCCUUCUCCUCCCGCUCGCUCCGCCGCUUCUCGGAGAGGGUCCUCCGGGAGCACCUCCACUGCCGCCUACUCCCGCUCCUCGAUGCCGUCGCGGACUCCGGCGUGGCCCUUGACCUGCAGGACGUGCUCCGGCGAUUCUCCUUCGACAACGUCUGCGGCGUGGCCUUCGGCGUAGAGAGCUCCACUCUGCUCGAGCUCGAGGCAGGGGAUCGGCGGCACGAGGCGUUCUUCGCGGCGUUCGACGCCGCCACUGAGAUCUCCUUCGCGCGGAUACUCCAUCCGACGACACUGAAAGGGCUCCACCCGACGAUACUGGUGUGGAGGGCCAUGAAGCUGGACAACGUCGGCAGCGAGCGGCGGAUGCGCGAGGCCAUCGGGGUCAUCGACGAGUACGUGAUGGGGAUGCUGGAGGCAGAGCAGCCGCCGUCCCCGGCCGAGGACGGCGAGCGCGAGCAGCACCUCGUGUCGCGGUUCGCGGCGGCGAUGGACGAAGAAGCCUGCGGCGGCGAGCUCGGCGCGAUGUUCGGCUCGCCAGACGCGAAGCGGCGGUUCCUACGGGACGUGGUGGUGAGCUUCGUGCUGGCCGGGAAGGACAGCACGUCCACCGCGCUCACCUGGUUCUUCUGGCUUCUCGCCGCCAACCCGCGCUGCGAGCGGCGCGUGCACGAGGAGGUCACGCGCACGCCACACGGAGACGACGCCGGGGAGUACGAGGAGCUGAAGGGGAUGCACUACCUGCACGCGGCGCUCACGGAGGCGAUGCGGCUGUACCCGCCGGUGCCGAUCAACACGCGGGUGGCGGCCGCCGGGGACGUGCCGCCGGACGGAACGACGGUGCGGGCCAGCUGGUUCGCCGACUACUCGGCGUACGCGAUGGGUAGGAUGCCGCGGCUGUGGGGGGACAACUGCCGUGAGUUCCGACCCGAGCGGUGGCUCGAUGGUGAUCGCGGCGAGUUCGUGGCAAUGGAGGCGGCGAGGUACCCGGUGUUCCACGCGGGGCCGCGGGCGUGCCUCGGGAAGGAGAUGGCGUACGUGCAGAUGAAGGCCGUGGCGGCCGCCGUGAUUCGGAGGUUUGCGGUGGAGAUGGUGGAGACGCCGGUGAGCAUGGACGCGCCGCCGCUGUACGAGUUGGGUGCGACGCUGAGGAUGAAGGGCGGGCUCCGUGUGCGGAUCAAGAGGCGGGAGGAUCACUUUUAAACAGUACUACUAUCUCUCUGUUCCUAAAUAUAAGAUGUUUUUUGAGUUCAAAUUCAAAAUGCAGAAACAUCUUAGUACCUUUUUUUUUGUUGAAUUGUUCUUAGUACCAUUUAGGAACAGAGGUUCUACUCUAUCAAGUAUCAACCACAUCUUGGGCUAUCUGGCGUCCAGUCGCUGGGUAGGACCCCGAUCGAACGAUUCAUCAGGCCUUCCUGCCCAUUACAAAGAAGAAGAAAACAUGACAGAAAAACUAUAUAAACUACCAUAUCUCAAAAGAUUUGCAUGUAUAACAGCUAGUACAAACAAAGGAAAAAAAUGCCAUCAUAUAUAAAUCAUGCAUGAUAGAUUUAUAAGAAAUGUGACGAUAAAAAAUGCCAUCCUAUUAUAAAAAUGUCAUCCUCUUUAUAAAAUGCUAUUCUCUUAUUAUAAAAACUGCCAUCCUCUAUAUAAACAAAUGACAUGAUAAAAACAUCAUCUUCUUAUGAUAAAAGCUGACAUCCUCUUAUAAUAAAAAUGGCAUCAUAUUGUUAAUAAAAAAUGCCAUGCGCUUAGUAAUAAAAUUGCCACACCAUUUAAA
Messenger RNA from Hordeum vulgare subsp. vulgare (domesticated barley), 2422 nucleotides. Its product is annotated as cytochrome P450 94B3-like. Bases 229 to 1845 code for a protein of 538 amino acids. The transcript is spliced from 2 exons. NCBI's taxonomy places the organism in Eukaryota, Viridiplantae, Streptophyta, Magnoliopsida, Poales, Poaceae. The record is from RefSeq and is a predicted model, not a curated record. Gene Ontology annotation, molecular function: heme binding; iron ion binding; oxidoreductase activity, acting on paired donors, with incorporation or reduction of molecular oxygen.